AUGGUUGCAAAUGAUCAAAAGGGUGGGACCUUUUGGAAACACAUUGCAGCUUACUUUGCUGAAAGUCCUCAGCUUGUUGGUAUGCAAAAGAGAGAGGUUGGUCACUAUAAGCAAAGGUGGGGGAAGAUGAACGACCAAGUGUGCAAGUUUGUUGGCUGCUUACAGGCUGCAACCAAGCAAAAGUCAAGUGGCCAAAAUGAAAAUGAUGUCAUGAAGCUUGCUAACCAAAUCUACCAUUAUGAUCACAAGGUCAAGUUCACACUUGAGCAUUGUUGGAGGGAGCUGCGCCAUGAUCAAAAAUGGUGUGCAUCUUAUACGACAGUGGGCUUGUCAAAAAGAAGAAAGGUUGACGAUGGGUUUCAAGCUUCAGGACAAUCAACAAACACCAAUACAAUUAGCCAUGGUGAUGAAGCAAUGGCUCGUCCUCUUGGUGUUAAUGCCUCAAAGGCCAAAGGUAAAAGGACUAGCAAAGCCAUGGAAGGAGAGAACAAGAGUUUGAUAGUGUUGAAUGAGGUGUGGGAGAUAAAGCAGAAGGACCAUGAAUUGAGUAAGAAGGAUUAUGCAUUUUGGAUUCUUCUUGCAAAAACAGAGCCACUUAGUGAUAUAGAAUUGGCUUUGAAGAACAAGUUAAUCACUGACAUGUUGUCAAAUGCUUAA
This is a messenger RNA of Camelina sativa (false flax), 657 nucleotides long. The record is from RefSeq and is a predicted model, not a curated record. Lineage: Eukaryota; Viridiplantae; Streptophyta; Magnoliopsida; Brassicales; Brassicaceae.